Messenger RNA from Morone saxatilis (striped sea-bass), 4931 nucleotides. Its product is annotated as myosin-4-like. The transcript has 34 exons. The record is from RefSeq and is a predicted model, not a curated record. NCBI's taxonomy places the organism in Eukaryota, Metazoa, Chordata, Actinopteri, Moronidae. The coding region runs from base 2 to 4801 and encodes 1599 amino acids. Gene Ontology annotation, molecular function: ATP binding; actin filament binding; cytoskeletal motor activity. Gene Ontology annotation, cellular component: myosin complex.
AAUGAGCACAGAUGGAGAAAUGUCAAUCUUCGGGCCGGCCGCCCAGUUCCUCCGCAAGUCUGAGAGGGAGCGGACGGAGGCCCAGUCCCGCCCGUUUGAUGGCAAGACAGCGUGCUUCGCCAGCGACGAGAAAGAGCUGUAUGUCAAGGCUGAGAUCCAGGACAGGGCGGACGGCAGAGUCACUGUGAAGACCGUGGAUGACAGAACUUUGACUGUCAGGGAGGACCAAGUGUUUCCCAUGAACCCGCCCAAGUUCGAUAAGAUUGAGGACAUGGUGAUGAUGACGCACCUCCACGAGCCUGCGGUGCUGUUCAACCUGAAGGAGCGGUACACGGCGUGGAUGAUCUACACGUACUCUGGGCUGUUCUGUGUGACUGUGAAUCCUUACAAAUGGCUCCCGGUCUACAACCCGGAGGUGGUCCGGGCCUACAGAGGGAAGAAGAGGAUGGAGGUUCCCCCUCACAUCUUCGCCCUGUCUGAUAACGCCUACCAGUUCAUGCUCACCGAUCGUGAAAAUCAGUCUAUUCUCAUCACUGGAGAAUCCGGUGCUGGAAAGACUGUGAACACUAAGCGUGUCAUCCAGUAUUUCGCAACAAUCUCAGUUGGUGGAGACAAGAAGAGGGAGAUGAACAGUAAAAUGAAGGGAACUCUGGAGGAUCAAAUCAUCCAGGCCAACCCUCUGCUGGAAGCUUUCGGGAACGCCAAGACGAUGAGGAACGACAAUUCGUCUCGCUUUGGCAAAUUCAUUCGGAUACACUUUGGCACAACUGGUAAACUGUCGUCUGCAGAUAUCGAAACGUACCUGCUAGAGAAGUCGAGAGUGACCUUCCAGCUGGCGGCGGAGAGGAGUUAUCACAUUUUCUAUCAGCUUACUUGCAACAAGAAGCCUGAACUGAUCGAUCUGCUUCUCAUCACCACCAACCCCUACGACUUCGCCUUCAUCAGUCAGGGCGAAAUCAGCGUCAAAAGCAUCAACGACGCCGAGGAGCUGAUGGCCACAGACGAGGCCUUAGAUAUUCUGGGCUUCACGGCGGAGGAGAAAACGUCCAUCUACAAGCUGACCGGAGCUGUGAUGCAUUAUGGGAACAUGAAGUUCAAGCAGAAGCAGCGUGAGGAGCAGGCUGAGCCAGAUGGCACAGAGGAAGCUGAUAAAGCGGCGUAUCUGAUGGGCCUGAACUCUGCUGAUCUGCUGAAAAGUCUCUGUUAUCCCAGAGUGAAGGUCGGAAAUGAGUAUGUCACCAAGGGACAGACUGUACAGCAGGUGUACAACUCCAUCGGCGCUCUCGCAAAGUCCGUCUACGAGAAGAUGUUUCUGUGGAUGGUCGUACGAAUCAACCAGCAGCUGGAUACAAAACAACCCAGACAACAUUUCAUUGGCGUUCUCGAUAUCGCUGGCUUCGAGAUCUUUGAUUACAACAGCAUGGAGCAACUCUGCAUCAACUUCACCAACGAGAAGCUGCAACAGUUUUUCAACCACCACAUGUUUGUGUUGGAGCAAGAGGAAUACAAGAAAGAGGGGAUUGAGUGGGAGUUCAUUGACUUUGGGAUGGAUUUGGCGGCCUGCAUUGAGCUUAUUGAAAAGCCAAUGGGGAUCUUCUCCAUCCUCGAGGAAGAGUGCAUGUUCCCAAAAUCCACAGACGCCUCUUUCAAGAACAAACUGUACGACCAACAUCUCGGGAAGAACAACUGCUUCUUGAAGCCCAAAACGGUCAAAGGCAAACCGGAGGCUCACUUCACUCUGAUGCACUACGCCGGCACUGUUGACUAUAACAUCAGCGGCUGGCUGGAGAAGAACAAAGACCCUCUGAGCGAGUCUGUGGUGCAGCUGUACCAGAAGUCUUCGGUAAAGAUACUGGCCAUGUUGUACGCGAGCUUUUCUGGAUCCGAUGGUGAGUUUUUUGGGGCAGCUGCAGGAGGAACUAAAAAAGGAUCCAAGAAGAAGGGAGCAUCUUUCCAAACUGUGUCAGCGCUGUUCAGGGAGAAUCUCGGGAAGCUCAUGACGAACCUGAGAACGACUCAUCCUCACUUUGUCCGCUGUUUGAUACCAAAUGAGACCAAAACACCAGGUGCAAUGGAGAACAACCUGGUUAUCCACCAACUACGCUGCAACGGCGUGCUGGAGGGGAUCCGGAUCUGCAGGAAGGGAUUUCCCAGCCGAAUCCUCUACGGGGACUUCAAGCAGAGAUACAGGAUUCUGAAUCCCAGCGCGGUUCCGGAGGGACAAUUUAUGGACAACAAGAAAGCUGCAGAGAAACUUCUGGGCUCAAUCGACGUGGAUCACACUCAGUGCAAGUUUGGACACACUAAGGUGUUUUUUAAAGCUGGUCUGCUGGGCACUUUGGAGGAGAUGCGAGAUGAGCGGUUAGCUCAGGUUGUGGCGUCCACUCAGGCUCUGUGCCGCGCCUACCUCGUUCGCCUGGAGUACCAGAGGAUGAUGGCCAGAAAGGAGGCAAUCUACACCAUCCAGUAUAACUUCCGCUCUUUCAUGAACGUGAAACACUGGCCGUGGAUGAAGCUGUAUUUUAAGCUCAAACCUCUCCUGAAGAGCGCUGAGGCGGAGAAGGAAAUGGCCCAAAUGAAGGUGGAUUUCACGAAGCUCAAAGAAGAUCUGUCCAAGUCAGAAAACCGGCGGAGGGAACUCGAAGAGAAGCUGGUUUCCAUUGUACAAGAGAAGAACGACCUCCUGCUCCAGGUUCAGACAGAGGCCGACAGCCUGCAGGAUGCCGAGGAGAGAUGUGAAGGCCUCAUCAAAAGCAAGAUCCAGAUGGAAGCCAAGCUGAAGGAGGUGACAGAGAGACUGGAAGACGAGGAGGAGGUCAACGCCGAGCUGACCGCCAAGAAGAGGAAGCUCGAGGACGAGUGCUCUGAACUGAAGAGGGACAUCGACGACUUGGAGCUCACCUUGGCUAAAGUGGAGAAGGAGAAACAUGCCACAGAAAACAAGGUGAAAAACCUGACUGAAGAAAUCAUGAGCCAAGAUGAAAAUAUCACCAAAUUGUCGAAGGAGAAGAAAUCGCUGCAGGAGGCUCACCAGCAGACGCUGGACGACCUGCAGUCAGAGGAGGACAAAAUAAACACUCUGACCAAAGCCAAAACCAAACUGGAGCAGCAGGUCGAUGAGCUGGAAGCUUCUCUGGAACAAGAGAAAAAGCUGCGUAUGGACCUGGAGAGAGCCAAGAGGAAGCUGGAGGGUGAUCUGAAACUGGCCCAGGAAUCCAUAAUGGAUCUGGAGAAUGAGAAACAGCAGCUGGAUGAAAAGCUGAAAAAGAAAGACUUUGAGUCGUCACAGCUGCAGACGAAGAUAGAAGAUGAACAAGCUCUCGGUGCUCAGCUGCAGAAGAAAAUAAAAGAGCUCCAGGCAAGGAGCGAGGAGCUGGAGGAGGAAAUCGAGGCCGAGCGCUCGGCUCGAGCCAAAGUGGAGAAGCAGAGGUCCGAUCUGUCCCGGGAGCUGGAGGAGAUCACGGAGAGGCUGGAGGAGGCCGGAGGAGCCACCGCCGCUCAGGCUGAGCUAAACAAGAAACGCGAGGCCGAGUUCCUAAAAAUACGCAGGGAUCUGGAGGAGUGUUCACUGCAGCACGAGGCCACGUCUGCUGCCCUGCGCAAGAAACACGCAGACAGCGUGGCCGAACUGGGAGAGCAGCUGGAUAACGUCCAGAGGGUCCGGCAGAAACUGGAGAAGGAGAAGAGCGAGUUACGGCUGGAGGUGGACGACUUGGCUAGCAAUAUGGAAACCAUGGCCAAAGCAAAGAUUAAUUUAGAGAAAAUGUGCCGUUCGCUCGAAGAUCAACUGAACGAGGUGAAAACCAAAGAGGAGGAGCAUCAGAGGCUAAUAAACGACCUUUCAAGCCAGAAAGCUCGACUGCAGACGGAAAACGGUGAAAUGUCUCGCCGGCUUGAAGAAAAAGAGUCCUUAAUGUCACAGCUGACUCGGGGAAAACAGGCCUUUCUCCAGCAGAUUGAGGAGCUGAAGAGACAGGUUGAAGAGGAGGUUAAGGCAAAAAACGCCCUGGCUCACGGUUUGCAGUCGGCUCGCCACGACUGCGAGCUGCUCAGAGAGCAAUACGAGGAGGAACAGGAGGCCAAAGCUGAGCUGCACCGCUGCCUGUCCAAGACCAACAGCGAGGUGGCUCAGUGGAGAACCAAGUAUGAAACUGAUGCCAUCCAACGCACCGAAGAGCUUGAGGAGGCCAAGAAGAAGCUGGCGCUGCGUCUGCAGGAUGCAGAAGAAGCUGUGGAGGCUGUCAACUCCAAGUGUUCCUCUCUUGAGAAGACAAAACAGCGGCUGCAGGGAGAGGUGGAGGACUUGAUGAUGGAUGUCGAGAGGUCAAAUGCUGCUGCUGCGGCCUUAGACAAGAAGCAGAGAAACUUUGAUAAGGUUUUGUCUGAGUGGAAGCAGAAAUACGAGGAAAGUCAGGCAGAGCUGGAGUCGGCCAUAAAAGAGGUUCGUGGUUUGGGCACCGAGAACUUCAAGAUGAAGAACGCCUUCGAAGAAACCCUGGAACAACUGGAGACCCUCAAACGGGAAAAUAAAAACCUGCAACAGGAAAUAAUGGAUCUGACUGAGCAGUUGGGAGAGACGGGAAAAACCAUCCACGAGCUGGAAAAAUCAAAGAAACAGGCUGAGCAGGAGAAGCUGGAGGCCCAGACUGCUCUGGAGGAGGCAGAGGCCUCCAUGGAGCACGAGGAGUCCAAGAUCCUGCGAGUCCAGCUGGAGCUGAACCAGCUGAAGUCGGAGGUUGACAAGAAGAUACCAGGAAUGCCGAAGAGAAAGCCAAGAAGGCCAUCACGGAUGCUGCCAUGAUGGCUGAGGAGCUGAAGAAGGAGCAGGAUACUAGCUCUCACCUGGAGAGGAUGAAGAAGAACCUGGAGGUUACAGUUAAGGACCUGCAGCACCGCCUGGAUGAGGCCGAGAACCUGGCCAUGAAGGGCGG